AUGAAGGAGGCGAACGUAUCGACCUCGCCGCGACUGCCCCAGCACGUCUCCGACGGGACCUCUGACGAGGAACGCAAAGGACUGCUCUCUGGCGACGUCCAAGACCGCCCCGAUCCCGAGUUGAGCGGGAAGAGGCCCUGGACGAAGAGGAUCCUUGUCCUCGCCACGGCUGCGGCGCUAUUGCUCUUAGGCGUAGCUGCUGGAGAGUGUCUUCUAUCUCGACGUGCCGACAAGAAUACCCUGCGUGCAACCUUCCUCAAAGACGCCGUCCGCUCGAAUGGCACGCAUGACUUCAAGCCGACAGUUCUGGUUGUCUCCAUAGAUGGAUUGCAGGCUGGUUAUCUUGACCGCGGCCUGACCCCUCAUCUGCUGGACAUCGCCAAGAAAGGCUUACGAGCCAAGUUCAUGAAGCCCAUAUUCCCUACCUUAACUUUCCCGAACCAUUGGGCCCUCAUGACCGGCCUAUACGCAGAAUCCCAUGGAAUAGUCGCAAAUAAUUUCUGGGAUCCAGAGACGGGUACCGAAUUCCAUUACAACUCGGCCGCCCAUUCCUGGAACGCGAGCUGGUGGUUUGGGGAACCCAUGUGGGAAACGGCGGGCAAGGCAGGCCUGAUCACUGCGAACCUGAUGUGGCCAGGACCUCCUCAGACUAGAACAGGGUGGAGUCCCACCUACUUCAUUCCAUGGCGGGAUAAAGUACCUCUCAAGGAGAAGCAUGAUCAGAUCAUGGCCUGGCUUGAUAUGCCCAUAGACACAAGACCGCAGCUGAUCAUGGCAUAUGAGCCAUCCCUCGACCAGGCAGGACAUCUCACCGGUCCAAACUCAACCCUCGUCAACAAUACCUUAUCGUAUGUCGACCGGUUUGCGAAAGACAUCCACGAGUCCCUCGAAGCGCGCAACCUGACCGACAUCGUCGACGUCGUCUUCGUCAGCGACCACGGCAUGACGGACACGAGCCACCUCAAUAUGAUCUACAUCGAUGAGAUCCUCGGCAAAGACGGCUACGAGGCCAUCGAGCACGAAGACGGCUGGCCCUCGAUGGGCAUCCGCUUCUCCCCAUCCGUCGACGCCGCGCACUACCUCGACAUCCUGCUGGACGCCGCGAGGGCGAACCCGGAGAAGUUCGACGUGUACACGCACGAGACGAUGCCGCAGCGGUACCACUUCUCCGACAACCCGCGCAUCGCGCCGAUCUACAUCGUCCCGAAGAUGGCGUACGCGCUUACCACCAGGAAGGAUGGGGAUGUCGGGUUUACCAAGGGGAACCAUGGGUAUGACAAUGACGAGCCGUCGAUGAGAGCGUUCUUCGUCGCCCACGGGCCCUUCUCUGCGGUGACGAAAGUCGUCCAGAAACAGAACUCGCAGAGGUUGAUGCGGCGCCUCCUAGGCAACCCCAACGAGGGGUGGCAUUCCACAGCCGACGAUACGUAUGUCUUGGAGGGCUUCGAGAACGUCAACCUUUACAAUUUGGUGAUGAAGCUGCUGGGCAUCCAGGAUUCAGCGGCGAAGACGAAUGGGACGGAGGGAUUCUGGGACAAGUAUUUUUGA
Messenger RNA from Gloeophyllum trabeum ATCC 11539, 1548 nucleotides. Its product is annotated as Phosphodiest-domain-containing protein. The record is from RefSeq and is a predicted model, not a curated record. Lineage: Eukaryota; Fungi; Basidiomycota; Agaricomycetes; Gloeophyllales; Gloeophyllaceae. Gene Ontology annotation, biological process: nucleoside triphosphate metabolic process. Gene Ontology annotation, molecular function: nucleoside triphosphate diphosphatase activity; ribonucleoside triphosphate phosphatase activity. The transcript has 13 exons. Bases 1 to 1548 code for a protein of 515 amino acids.